AAACCCCUCUCUCUCGUAACUUCAGGCUAUGGUUUCCACUUUACUACUGCGAAAAUGGCUCGUAAAGCUCAAUCCCUCCUCAAUCGAUUCAUUGCCAUGAAAUUCGACGUUAAGAAGAAGAAGAAGAAGCCAAAGGACCGGCGUCUUCACCUCGCUUCAAAGUGCCUGUGUUUUUUGGGUUCCAUUGAUUGGAAGUUGGAACAGUUGGAUUAAUUAGUAUUGAUAUUGGAGUUCAGUUGUAAAUAUAGAUGACCGUUGCUAAAGCUAGAAUCUUCCAAUCAUUCAUCCGUAGGGUGUCGUCUCUACACUCGCCCACCACGUCCUUCUCUCGGAUUGCAUACCAACUGUUCGGUGAAAUGCCUUAUGUGAAGCAACCCGUUAGGGAAGAUCGUGCCUACCUAGUGAAUAUACUUAAUGGGAAACCAACCAAGUAUGUCCUCUGUUUAUCCCUGAACUCAUGUGCAAAGACACAAAAUAAGCUUCUGACUUUACAAAUCCAUACCCAGCUAAUCAAAACUGGUUUUGAAAACAACUUGUUUAUAAACACUGCACUUGUUGAUGCCUAUGCAAAAUGUGGUGCGUUAGGAGAAGCAAUGAAGGCAUUUCAAGAGAUGAAAACGCGUGAUCAUGUAUCGUGGACAGCAAUCAUAACCGGGUUUUCACAGAAUAAUCGCGGGGUUGAUGCAGUUAUGUUGUUCAAAGAUAUGUUGAGCUCACAAGUGAAGCCCAAUUGCUUUACUUACGUUAGUGUUGUAAGUGCUUGUACUAGCCUGGAAUUCGCUAUUGAACUUACUACAACUCUUCACGCUCAUACUGUUAAACUAGGUUGGGGUAGCAAUUCUUUCUUGGUAAGUUCUCUAAUUGACUGUUACUCGAAACUUGGAAGAAUAGAACUAGCUGUAAUUCUCUUUAGCGAAACAUCUGAACACAACAAUGUGAUUUUGAUGAACUCUAUGAUAUCAGGAUACACACAGAAUCGCCUAGGAGAAGAAGCUCUGAAAUUGUUUUUGAAGAUGCGGAGUGAAAAUAUAAACCCAACGGAUCAUACUUUAACAAGCAUUCUAGAUGCUUGCGGAAACUUAGCAAUCCUCCAGGAAGGAAGACAAUUGCAUUCUUUAGUUUACAAAUUUGGUUCUAUCUGCAAUGUGUUUGUCGCAAGUGCUUUGGUAGAUAUGUACUCAAAGUGUGGCUGCAUGGAUGAAUCUCGUUCUGCAUUUGACCAAACAAUAGAGAAAAAUAGAAUCUUAUGGACUGCUAUGAUAUCCGGUUAUGCUCAGAACGGGAGAGGACACGAGAGUUUAGAGCUCUUCGAUCGCAUGAUAGAUCAAGGUUUCAUUCCGGAUCAUUUGUGUUUCACUUCUGUACUGAUUGCAUGCAACCAUGCCGGGCUUCUCGAAAGAGGACUUACAUAUUUCGAUCAAAUGAAAUCUGUUUAUAAUCUGAUCCCUCGUUUAGAUCAAUACGGUUGCCUGAUUGACCUCUAUGCUAGAAAGGGUCAUCUUAUGAAGGCGAAGGAGAUAAUGGAGGAAAUGCCGUUUGAACCAAACUCUGUUAUGUGGAGUUCUUUCUUGAGAUCUUGUAAAGUAUACAAUGAGAUUGAACUUGCAUCAGUGGCUGCAAACGAGCUCUCGAAGAUGGAGCCGAGUUCUGCUGUUCCGUAUAUUACACUCGCAAGCAUAUUUGCAGGGGCUGGGCUAUGGAAUGAAGUGGGUAAGAUAAGGGAAUCAAUGAAACAUGACAAAAUAAGGAAAGGCAUUACUGGAUGGAGUUGGAUACAGAUAGACAAGGAAGUAAGAUGUUUUUCUGUUCUUGAUAAAUCUUGCUUGCAAUCACAAGAUAUCUGCAUAGAGCUCGAAAAGCUUAACGUUGGUUUAAGAGAAACUGGAUAUGUUCAUUAAUUAUGAUGAACAUAUCAUAAUUGAAAAAUAGGGAACAAUCAUACACUUUGCUAUCAUUUGAUUAAUCGGUUUUGACCAGGUUUGCCUUACAAGGAUAACAACGUGACAUGCAAAUUUUAUCGGCUCGAUAAAUCAAUUUCUUUCGGAUUGUCUAGAUCUGUUUGUGGCUGGCUGGUCCAUGUGCACAAGCCACAUUGGUGGUACCACUUAUUUUUUUUCUUCUUAUCCUACUACUACUACACAUUAUCAGCAAUUUAUAUGGAUGGGAUGCAAAUUGAUUGGGCUUCACUUCACUUGGUGGAGUGUUAUUUGUAUUGUUGUAAUAGAGGUAUAAUAAAAGUCAUAUCAUUUUAUUUAUUUAAUUAUUUA
Molecule: messenger RNA, 2267 nt
Organism: Impatiens glandulifera
Lineage: Eukaryota; Viridiplantae; Streptophyta; Magnoliopsida; Ericales; Balsaminaceae
Product: pentatricopeptide repeat-containing protein At2g13600-like
Exons: 1
Coding region: 249-1898 (549 amino acids)
Biological process (GO): RNA modification
Molecular function (GO): protein binding; RNA binding
Source: RefSeq, a predicted model, not a curated record